This is a messenger RNA of Cucurbitaria berberidis CBS 394.84, 1443 nucleotides long. RefSeq lists its product as uncharacterized. NCBI's taxonomy places the organism in Eukaryota, Fungi, Ascomycota, Dothideomycetes, Pleosporales, Cucurbitariaceae. Bases 193 to 1305 code for a protein of 370 amino acids. The record is from RefSeq and is a predicted model, not a curated record. The transcript is spliced from 2 exons.
GGGCUAGCAUUGCGCUUCGUAUGACCAACAAAGCAUCGUUUCCGAUGAUAUGGUCAGCCAGUAGAGACGUGGAGACAGCGUAGUCAGGGCGUAGCUAAGCAGGCUUUGGUUGCGUUGUGUGGAGGUGUCAAAGUUGUUGGAGUAUGAAGUAAAAGCGAGCAUGUACAAGUCCUCAUACCUCACUACUGCAGGAUGCCGCGCCCCUGUCAAAAGCGGCGUGCGAGCGCAGCGGCAAACCGGAAACCCAAACCUGCAGCACCCCCACCGAUACGGCACAAAGCACGCCAGAAAGCAAUCCAUAAUGCCCGUCGCGGGCGCGGGCGCGGUCGCGGAAACAUGAGCGGCGGUCGACCCUCUCGCAACCAGCACAGUGGGGAGGGCACAGAACAAGACUUCAUAUCGUUUGCGUCAACAGGGAACAAUUUCCAUAUGCUUCGCCGCGCAGGAACCCAAAACGACCCAAUUGCGCUGGACGGGAUUGAGGAUUCGGAGCUCGAGGACGGGGAGCUUAUGACGGACGAUGAUUCUGAUUCUGACAGCAUGGACGAUCUGGAUAUGUACGACGCAGAGGAUAUGAUGAUCAACGUCCAAAUGGACCAGUCGUUCACGGGCAAGGGAAAGACUCGGAGGGCAGAGGUGAUGUUCACUAUACCACACGCCAUUUCGAUCUACAGGGGAUUGAGGCAGACCGGAUUUCAGCUGCUCAUGACGAAGCAGGAGAGAUACGGCGCUCAAGAAGUAGACACCACUUCGGAAUUGGCCUCAUACAAUUCGCUUGCGCCAUCACCGUCGUCUCGUCAAUCAAGUAUGAGCAGCGCAACAAGCGAAGCGUCUGACGCUUUGUCGGAGCCACACAAUCCUGCAAGCGACUACAUGUUCAAUUGGGGAAAGUACUCCGGCCAGUACUUCGCAGAUGUUCCAGAGCAUUAUCUGCGCACCAUCGGCGGUCAGCUAGACAUCUACGAAGUAAAACAUCCUGGCUUGAGGGAAGCUUUUGAGUACUACAGGCCAGGACAAGGGCGUACUGCAACCACACUCCAGCCACGAAGCCAACCACCACCACAACCAUCGCAAUCACGACAAGCAGCUCCAAGACAGCAACGAAACAUUCGACCGAACGCCCAGUCGCCUUCCACAUCGUACACCUUCGAUAAAGGAGCACACAAGGGCAAGCGACUCCACGAAGUGCCAGAAAACUACCUGCGUACGCUGGAAGGCAUGAAAGAUGUGAUUAACAAAUGGCCUGGCCUGAGAGCAGCGUUACAUGACUUCAAUGACAAGACAGGAAGACGGGCUAGGGUAUGACGCAGGGUUCGCGACUUCCGUGAGAUUGGUGGUGGUCUGUGCUCAAACUUUUCAACUACCUCUACACGAAGCUCCCCAACAUCCCGACCUCACGGUGAAUGACAGCAGCAUACGGGCAGGCCUGGUGGUCUUCAUAGA